Messenger RNA from Penicillium verhagenii, 798 nucleotides. RefSeq lists its product as uncharacterized. The transcript is spliced from 2 exons. NCBI's taxonomy places the organism in Eukaryota, Fungi, Ascomycota, Eurotiomycetes, Eurotiales, Aspergillaceae. The record is from RefSeq and is a predicted model, not a curated record. The coding region runs from base 1 to 798 and encodes 265 amino acids.
AUGGGAAAGGUCACAUAUAAAGAUGGAGUCGCCAUUCUCCAACUGGUCGUUUUUCCUUUCAUUCUUGUCGCUUCCAUUUUCAUCUGGAAACGGACAGGCUGGAGAAUCGGCGCAAAGAUCUGGCGAUAUCCCUUCACACUUUCUCUCAUUCGGCUCGCGGGGAGCAUUGCUAGUUUGAUUUCGAUUGAUAACAAUGGCAAGAACGUCGAAAUUGCCGUUUUUGUGUGCGAGUUGAUUGGUAUUGCUCCUCUUUUACUAGCCUAUGUCGGCAUGCUGAGAUUGAUUGAUUUGGAAAAGCACUUUCCUCCUCGUCCUCUCGCUGUGGUGACCCUUAUGGGCAUCAUCGGACUAGUCCUUGGUAUUGUCGGAGUCAGCAAGGCCAAGUCAUUAACUCCAUCAACACUCACCAAAGUCGCUAUGGGCCUCUUCCUGGCGGUAUUUGUUAUCACAAUGCUCCUGACUGUUUGGCUAUUCCAAUCAUAUUCCGUUGGAAUGCUGAGUUAUCAGAAAAAGCUGUUCCUUGCCAUUGCCUUGUCUGCUCCGUUCCUGUUGGUUCGAUUGAUAUACUCAGCUCUGGGCGAUUACACCACUUCUGAGCAUUUCUUAACGAAAUCACUGGUCGCCAAUGACGAAACCAGUGUCACUGUCUACCUCUGUAUGUCUGUUCUGGAAGAAAUUGUUUGCAUGGUCAUCGCUAUGGUCUUUGGCGUCUUGGCUGUUCUUUCGUCCGACUUCGUGAAGCCUAAUCCAGACGGCGAAGUUGAAGUGAGGCAGAAGCAGCAAUCUUAUGGUGUGUGA